UGCCGAUCGGUCUGCUGAUGGGGACCAAGAGGGGAACGGACCGGGUGUACAACGCCACAAUGAAGCCGUCGUUCGGCAGGGGCAAAGAGAGAGGCAAGACGGAGACGUUCUGGAAGGCCUUGUUCCACCAACUCGUCGAGAGGCAGGGGUUCCUUGAAGCGGUGUCGUUCUCGAGCGAAAACGGCGGGCGGAGCGGGACGACCUACCGCUUGACCCGCAAGGGGAGGAGCUUCCUCCAGGUCACCAAGGAGAAGCUCCCCAUGUCUUUCACGCCUUCCGAUGAACUGGCGACGGAGGGUAGGCGUUUUAGGACGGCCGCCGCGCGUCCCGCGGACGGCUACCCGCAAACCAACGCCGCACGCCACGGGCUCUCCGAGGAAGAGCAGAAAGUGCAUGCGCUCCUGUUGAACCUCAGGAAAAAGAUUGCGGAUCGCACGGGCGAGAUGCCGUACAACGUCAUGGGGGGCGCCGUGGUUAGGGAGCUGUCGAAGAGGAGGCCGGUCGAUCUCGCCACGCUCACGUCGGUGGGCGGCAUGGGGGAGACGAAGAUUAACAAGUACGGGGCUGAGAUCAUCGAGGUGCUGAAGGCGGCGUGCGCUGACCUGAAGCUGGAGAGCAACGUGGCCGCGGCGCCCGUGCAGGAGGCUCCGUGGCUGACAACAUCGCGAGAAGACGAGCCGUUGACUUCGGUGCAGCAACUUGCCCACGAGGCUUACAUGAGACAAGACUCCCUGACGCUGGAGCAGGUGGCCGCCAGGAUGCCGCGACCGGUGGCUAUUGGGACGUUCGCGGGCCACCUUGCGGCGUGCUUGCAGGCAGGCUUGACGUUCGCGUGGGACCGCCGGCGCCUCGGCAUCGACCUUGACCUGGAGCUCAAGAUCCUGGACAUCCUGGACGGCUUCAAGCAAGAAGGGCACGACCCGCUGGCCUCAGGCUUUCGGCUUAAGCCAAUCUUCGAGAGGCUGCCUCCAGGCACAGAGAGCAAGACCGCCUACAGCAUGAUCAGACUGGUGCUGGCGAGGCUACGCUUCGAAAGCGGGGGAGGGCGGCUCCCGGGGUCGGGGGGCGAGGUGCUCCGCCCUCGAGCAAACGCCGCGGCCGCCGCCGUCGCGCCGUCUUCCGGCGGCAAGAAGCGAGCACUGCCUUCAUGGGCAGGAGGCGCAGCCGGCGGCACCGGCGCGCCCCCUCCUGCCAAGCGGGUAUCCCCGCCCAAGGCGGCCUCGGUUUGGUCCCCAGCCUCGAGAAACAGCGGCGGCGACAGCAGAGGCGCCGGCGCCGGCGGCCGUAGCGGUAGCGGUAGUGUCCUCUUCACACCGUCCUACGCGACGACGCCGUCGCCCCAAGCCUCGUCUGCCUCCUCCUCGAGGAAGCUAGCCUCGUCGGCCGCGUCCACGAAGGUUUUCACGCCUCCUUCUUCGCACGGGCCGUCACCGCGAUCGACGGCAUCGUCUUCAGCGGCGGCGGGGGCGGUGGCGGUGUCGCCCCCGACUGCCGCGGCGAGACUCUUCACGCCAUCAUACGCGCCGUCCGCUUCUGUGUCGGGCAAGGCGCGGCGGCAGCCGGGCGAUGUUGCCGUGGCCGAUGUCGGCCAUAAACCGCAGCCGUGGACGCCGGAGGUUGUGCUGAGGCUGAUCAAGGAAGCCGGCCCGUCAGGAGCGACCUUCGAGACCAUGGUUUCGGCGAACCCUGGAGGAAAUGAAAAGGCGCUGAGGACGUUGCUCGACAGCAUGCAGGAGGACUUUGUGCUUUUCACAAAGCCGGCAGGAGCGAGUGGCGGAGCACCGACCUUUCUGGCUCUGUAGCCUCAAGUGCAAGAGAGAGCGAACGUACGCUCAUCAUCCUGAGAUUCAUCCGAGCUAUGCAUAUGCACGUGUAAAUUUUCGGAGUCAUGGGAAAUGACCAUCAGAUCAUCGAUGUUUCGCACUGGUACUGAGUUGCUCUGAAGCGUCAGGCAAGGAAAAGGGGCCAUCCCCCCCGUACUGGGAGCAGAACCCACCCUUCUUGCUGCCGGUUUUUUCAUAUGUUGGCCAUUUCGUGCACCCUGGAUGGCCGCACCUAGUACCACGAACAAGGGCCAUGCCCUGCUGCGCGUGCUCAGGAAUAGUUGGCAUUCGUCUUAGGUGACCACGGGUUGGGGUUGGUGCGUCAAAGUUGUGCCAAAAGGAAAUCAAUGGCGCCCAGAAAAGAUCGAGGCCACAAGUCAAGCAAUGAUAUAGUGAGCGAUUGGGGCCAAAUUUUCUAAUUUAGAGUAUGUCUUGGUGUGGGGACCACUCCCUCCCUUAGUGUUAUGUCUUCCUUGGGUUGUGUCGACUUUUGGGUCAGCUUGUGACCACGAUGACGUGAUGGUUUGCCGUGAGGGGUGGGCAGCCGAGUUUAUGGGUAGAGGCCCGAGCGAUAAUUCACGUCAUCACGAUAAGAACCACAGCAGCAGCAACGGCAACAGACCGACAGCAUUCUAGCUGUAGCCCCCAGGCUCUCCCGCUGUUUCUCAGG
Messenger RNA from Ectocarpus sp. CCAP 1310/34, 2493 nucleotides. NCBI's taxonomy places the organism in Eukaryota, Phaeophyceae, Ectocarpales, Ectocarpaceae. The record is from the annotation of a GenBank genome assembly.